Messenger RNA from Lycium barbarum (goji berry), 2735 nucleotides. Its product is annotated as F-box/kelch-repeat protein At1g55270. Gene Ontology annotation, molecular function: protein binding. The transcript has 2 exons. NCBI's taxonomy places the organism in Eukaryota, Viridiplantae, Streptophyta, Magnoliopsida, Solanales, Solanaceae. The record is from RefSeq and is a predicted model, not a curated record. Bases 399 to 1712 code for a protein of 437 amino acids.
AAAAAUUAAAUUUUCUCAGAUUACAGAAAAAACAAUUAUCACAAAAUAAUAACAGUAGUAGUAUUAAUUAUCAAAUCUACAAAAAAGAUUUUCUUUAAUUUUUGCAAGUAGGUGAAAGACAAUAGUCCAGCUGUAACUUCAGUUAUAUUUUUGGUCUAUUUAUCACAUCAGUUUUUGAAGUUGCCAUAGUUCUAACUUCCAAGCACUAAUAUAUUUUUAUUUUUAUUUUUGUUUCUUGUUGGCAUUUUGAAAGGGGUUAUAAAGUGCAAAAAGGGUAAUUUAUUUGGGAUUUUGCUUUCUUGAUCUGAUUCUGCAAAAUUGCAAAAAAGGUGAAAUUUUGGUUCUUGAUUUUUGGUUUUUGACCAGAAAUAUUUGUGUAUGAAAUUUUUAUUUCAGAAAUGGACCAAACAAUUGAGAGGUCACCAAAUGCACAUAGGGGUUUUAGAGUUCAAGCUCCACUGGUUGAUUCAGUAUCAUGCUAUUGCAAGGUUGACUCGGGACUAAAGACGGUUGCAGGGGCAAGAAAGUUUGUCCCAGGAUCGAAAAUUUGCAUCCAGCCGGACAUUAACCCUCACGCACACAAGACUAAAAACUCCCGCAGGGAGAGGUCAAGAGUUCAGCCACCUCUUCUGCCCGGUCUACCAGAUGAUCUUGCAAUUGCUUGUCUAAUACGUGUUCCUCGUGUUGAACACAACAAGCUCCGUUUAGUCUGCAAAAGGUGGUAUCGUCUUCUUGCUGGAAACUUCUUUUACUCUCUCAGAAAGAGUCUUGGAAUGGCUGAGGAAUGGGUAUACGUGAUAAAGAGAGAUCGUGAUGGAAGGAUUUCAUGGCAUGCAUUUGAUCCGACCUACCAAUUGUGGCAACCACUUCCACCUGUUCCGGGGGAAUAUAGUGAAGCUCUUGGAUUUGGUUGUGCUGUUCUUAGUGGUUGCCAUCUCUACUUAUUUGGAGGAAAAGAUCCAAUUAAAGGGUCCAUGCGACGGGUAAUCUUUUAUAGCGCACGAACGAACAAAUGGCACAGGGCACCGGACAUGCUUCGUAAACGUCAUUUCUUUGGUUCUUGUGUAAUCAACAAUUGUCUUUAUGUGGCUGGUGGAGAAUGUGAAGGAAUCCAAAGGACUCUCCGUUCAGCUGAAGUUUACGACCCUAAUAGGAACCGCUGGACCUUUAUUGCUGAUAUGAGCACAGCUAUGGUGCCCUUUAUCGGAGUUGUUUAUAACGGGAAGUGGUUUUUAAAAGGGUUGGGGUCCCACAGAGAAGUUCUAAGUGAAGCUUAUAACCUGGAAACCAAUGCGUGGACCCCGGUUAAUGACGGGAUGGUUGCCGGUUGGCGCAACCCGAGCAUCUCCAUGAACGGUCGCCUUUAUGCUUUGGACUGCCGUGAUGGGUGUAAACUUAGAGUAUAUGAUGAACCCACAGAUUCGUGGAAUAAAUUUAUCGACAGUAAGCUCCAUCAUGGAAGUUCUCGUGCUUUAGAGGCUGCAGCUUUGGUUCCUCUUAAUGGUAAACUUUGUAUAAUUCGUAACAACAUGAGCAUCAGUAUCGUCGAUGUAUCAAGUCCUGAUAAACAAGUGGAAACUAAUCCGCAUCUCUGGGAGAACAUUGCCGGUAAAGGUCACUUCAGAACUCUAUUCACUAAUUUAUGGUCAAGCAUCGCAGGACGAGGAGGGUUGAAAAGUCAUAUUGUGCAUUGUCAAGUGCUACAAGCCUGAGAGUUGGCCAUAAUGUCUAGUAGUCCUUCUUGAUGAGAACUAAGAAUUAGUUCAACCUCGAGAACAAAAUCUUUUCUGUUAAAGCAGUUUUGACGUCACCUCAACAUGGUAUCAUUCUGGUGUAGUGAACCAAAUUGUCGCAUCAUUCAUUUUUCACUUCCUGAUGAUCUUCUGCAGAUAAUGCUCAACCCGGUUUGUGAACCACAUCUGUAUAUGUCAUGUGGAAGUGUUUGGAUUGGCCUUCAAGAGGAGGGCUUUCAGCAUCAACAGCUCAUGCAUGGAUUUCUCCAGUAUUUUCGUACUUCUAAAUGAGUUCAAAUGCAGAGCUGGCUUGCUGAUGAUUUCUGAAGUAGAAAAAUGAGCCUAUUUCUUCGCAUCAUAAAACGACCUGAUAGCUCUAUGUUUUGUGUAUCCUUUUGACCUAUAGUUUUGCACCAAUAGUUUCCCGUCUUAGAAUCCCUUCCCUGGACCCUGCGCAUAGCGGGGAGCUUAGUGCACCGGGCUGCCUUUGUUUUUUUAGUUUCCUGUCUUAGAAUACCAUAUUUUGAACAUAGGUUGGUCAUUGACCUUGAAGGACAUAUAGCUCGAAUCUCUGCUUCUUACCGUCUUCUCUUGCUGCUUUUCAAGAUUUGUACACAAUAUAAUUGGAAAAGGAGUGGCAUUUAACUGCAAUUGUUGGCCGCUGAAGCGGCUUAAGUUCCCUCUAAGCAGCAUUAUGAUCUUGCUGCCCGUGCUGUUGAAUCUGUCGUUCGUGAACAGUUUGAACAGAGUUGCAAUGUCUAUGUCCUAAAGCUUGUGCUUUUUGACGAAAGGUUCUAUGAAGCAGGUAUUGGUAUAUUCAGUGAUUGUGACAUUUUCAAGAUUUUGCAUAACAUGCUGAGUUUUGUAUUCUUGCUUGCAUAGGUUAAUGUAAAAUUUUGAAAGAGUUACAUGAUGCUUUUUCGCAUUAGAAUUCGUGGAAUUUCCUUCUGUGGGAAUGUAGAUGACAUUUGGCUAAAUGUAAUUUCGAAGUUUUUUAUUGAA